Salpingoeca rosetta is the source of this 1790-nucleotide messenger RNA. RefSeq names its product alpha-tubulin. Gene Ontology annotation, molecular function: structural constituent of cytoskeleton; GTP binding. The transcript has a single exon. NCBI's taxonomy places the organism in Eukaryota, Choanoflagellata, Craspedida, Salpingoecidae. Gene Ontology annotation, biological process: microtubule cytoskeleton organization; mitotic cell cycle. Gene Ontology annotation, cellular component: cytoplasm; microtubule. The record is from RefSeq and is a predicted model, not a curated record. Bases 170 to 1525 code for a protein of 451 amino acids.
GUCCCCUUUCCCUUGUUUUCCUGUUGUCGUGGCUGAGGUUUGCGUGGCGUGUUCAUUUUCAUCAGUUUGCUCGCUCAUAACAAGCUUGCGACUACCUCCCCUUUUUGGUGCUGUACACCCGCGACCUUUCUUAUCCUCUUCUCCUUCUCCACCACCGCUCAACGACAAGAUGCGCGAAGUUCUCUCCGUCCACAUUGGCCAGGCCGGUUGCCAGAUCGGUAACGCCUGCUGGGAGCUGUACUGCCUCGAGCACGGCAUCCAACCCGAUGGCCAGAUGCCCUCUGACAAGACUGUCGGCUAUGGCGACGACUCGUUCAACACCUUCUUCUCCGAGACUGGUGCUGGCAAGCACGUGCCCCGCGCCGUGUUUGUCGAUCUCGAGCCCACCGUCGUCGACGAGGUGCGCACCGGCACCUACCGCCAGCUGUUCCACCCCGAGCAGCUCAUCUCCGGCAAGGAGGACGCCGCCAACAACUACGCCCGUGGCCACUACACCGUUGGCAAGGAGCUCGUCGACAUUGUCCUCGACCGCAUCCGCAAGCUCGCCGACCAGUGCACCGGUCUCCAGGGCUUCCUCAUCUUCCACUCGUUCGGUGGCGGUACCGGCUCUGGCUUUGCCUCGCUCCUCAUGGAGCGCCUCUCUGUCGACUACGGCAAGAAGUCCAAGCUCGAGUUUGCCGUCUACCCUGCUCCUCAGGUGUCCACCGCCGUUGUCGAGCCCUACAACUCGAUCCUGACGUGCCACACCACCCUCGAGCACUCUGACUGCGCCUUCCUCAUGGACAACGAGGCCAUCUACGACAUUUGCCGUCGCAACCUCGACAUUGAGCGCCCCACCUACACCAACCUGAACCGCCUCAUCGCCCAGGUUGUGUCCUCCGUGACGGCCUCCCUGCGCUUCGACGGUGCCCUUAACGUCGAUCUCACCGAGUUCCAGACCAACCUGGUGCCCUACCCCCGCAUCCACUUCCCUCUGGUGACGUACGCUCCCAUCAUCUCUGCCGAGAAGGCCUACCACGAGCAGCUCUCCGUUGCCGAGAUCACCAACUCGUGCUUCGAGCCCGCCAACCAGAUGGUCAAGUGCGACCCCCGCCACGGCAAGUACAUGGCCUGCUGCGUCCUCUACCGCGGUGACGUCGUCCCCAAGGACGUCAACGCCUCGAUUGCCACCAUCAAGACCAAGCGCACCAUCCAGUUUGUCGACUGGUGCCCCACUGGCUUCAAGGUUGGCAUCAACUACCAGCCACCCACCGUCGUGCCCGGCGGCGACCUUGCCAAGGUGCAGCGCUCCGUCUGCAUGCUCAGCAACACCACCGCCAUUGCCGAGGCCUGGGCUCGUCUUGACCACAAGUUCGACCUCAUGUACGCCAAGCGUGCCUUCGUCCACUGGUACGUCGGUGAGGGUAUGGAGGAAGGCGAGUUCGCCGAGGCCCGCGAGGAUCUUGCCGCCCUCGAGAAGGAUUACGAGGAGGUCGGCGUCGACUCCAUGGACGGCGAGGGCGAGGACGAGGGCGAGGAGUACUAAGCGCAAGGCCCCCUCCCGGCCUGACCUCCACCACCACCGUCUUCACUGCUGCAAUUACCUGCCAUUGUUUUGGCUGUCCUUUGAUGACUGGUUGAUGCUUCUGCAUUUGUUUUGUGUGUGUUGAGCUGUCUGGUGGUGGCGCGUUUGUUCACUCUUCCACCCCUUGCCUUUGCUGCAAGCGACCGUUCCAUGUCCCCAACCAUCCAAUACAAACACUGAAUCCAACAACAAUUGCAGCAAAGAGGAAUAAGUUGUCCAACAGAAC